AUGGCGCGGAACUCAGGUGAAGAUACGUCGGACCACUCGGGCGGACAGAGCACGCAGCCAGACGGUGGCGAGAAAGGGAAAAAGCCCGAGGAGCAACCACCAACUGGCUUUUGGAGUCGCGAGUUGAGAGAGUGCAGACUAUGGGUGUUCAAGCAUUGGGCCAUUACCACCCUGAUACUCGUGGUCGCCAUUCUCGCUAUCUUGAGUCUCUACUGGGGCGUUCUCUAUCAUAUCGAGUCCAAUCUUUCUGCUCUCGUCGUCUAUGUGGUAGAUUUUGACGGACUUCCGCCCUACGACAAUGUCACGCCGACGAUUGGACCUCAGAUUGUCGCUGCGGCCGAGUCUCUAAUUGCUCCCAGUGGCGCUCUUGGAUGGGGCUCGCUUCCGGCUUCACGGUUCAACAACGAUCCCAUCGCAGUCCGUCAAGCAAUUUACGACCAAAAGGCUUGGGCCGCAAUAAUCAUCAAUCCGAAUGCCACAUCAUUGUAUCAAAAUGCUGUUAGCAAUGGUGACACGAGCUAUGAUCCCAUGGGAAUCGCCCAGGUCGUCUACGUGGAAGCUCGAGACGAGAUGAACUAUCGAAAUUAUAUCAUUCCGCAACUCGAUCAGUUCCAGACCAUGGCAACCGCACAAGUUGGCGGCAGAUUGGCGGCGGAUACUCUGCAACGCGCAAGUCAGGACCCAGCCAUCCUUGCCAAUAUAGCAGCUGCUCCCCAAAUUGUAGCCCCGGGUAUUGGCUUCUCGAUAUUCAACUUGCGACCAUUUUCGCCCGCCGUGGCGACACCAGCAGUCACAAUCGGCCUGCUAUACCUAAUCAUCUUCUCUUUCUUCAGCUUUAGCUUCUACCUUCCGGUCCACAUGAAGUUCAUUAAAUCGCCCGGACACCCUCCUCUACACUACUAUCAGCUGGUAAUAUGGCGGUACUGUGCAACAAUUACCUCUUACUUUUUCUUGUCCCUUUUUUACAGUUUCGUUAGUUUAGCAUUCCAGAUACCCUUCAGUACCGGCGCGCGAAGUCCUGUUGAAGUACAUAACCCAGCGACUGCGUAUGGCAAGGGAAGCUUCGUAGUAUAUUGGAUGCUUAAUUGGGUUGGCAUGGGUGCGUUAGGACUAGCAUGCGAGAAUGUUGCUAUGGUCAUUGGGCAACCUUGGACAGCCUUUUGGCUAAUUUUUUGGGUCAUAUCGAACGUCUCAACGUCGUUUUAUUCAAUUGAUCUCGCACCUCGAUUUUAUUACUGGGGCUAUGCAUGGCCGGUACAUAAUCUUGUUGAGGCAUCGAGGACUAUUCUUUUCGACCUCCACUCGAGAAUUGGAUUAAAUUUUGGCGUUUUGUUUGCCUGGACAGCUCUAAACACCGCCCUCUUUCCAUUAUGCUGCUGGUUUAUGAGAUGGAAAAUGAAUAAGGGAAUCGACCCAUGA
Glarea lozoyensis ATCC 20868 is the source of this 1419-nucleotide messenger RNA. RefSeq lists its product as uncharacterized. The transcript is spliced from 4 exons. Lineage: Eukaryota; Fungi; Ascomycota; Leotiomycetes; Helotiales; Helotiaceae. The record is from RefSeq and is a predicted model, not a curated record. The coding region runs from base 1 to 1419 and encodes 472 amino acids. Gene Ontology annotation, cellular component: membrane.